Molecule: messenger RNA, 2094 nt
Organism: Hypoxylon trugodes
Lineage: Eukaryota; Fungi; Ascomycota; Sordariomycetes; Xylariales; Hypoxylaceae
Exons: 4
Coding region: 1-1992 (663 amino acids)
Biological process (GO): DNA-templated transcription; regulation of DNA-templated transcription
Cellular component (GO): nucleus
Molecular function (GO): DNA-binding transcription factor activity, RNA polymerase II-specific; zinc ion binding; DNA binding
Source: RefSeq, a predicted model, not a curated record
AUGUCAUCAGUCUCUAGACGUAAACAACGUAUCGUGUCAUCGUGCAUCCCCUGUUAUACUAAAAAACAGAAGUGUAAUCGACAGUACCCAUGCAAUCAUUGCACGCGCCGCCAUAAGGUAGAGGAAUGCGCGUAUAUCGCUGAUCCUCGAUCGAGUCAUUCUCCACAGGGGCAAGGAGGCGUCGCCGCUGGCGCAGGUCUGGCACAGUACAACAACCAGCGACAAACACCAUACGUAAUCAAUGAUGGUGGUGAUGGUGAAGACGACAGGGCAUCAAAUCAAGAGACCUUGGCGGACUGUUUUGGGUAUUUUGAAGGUAGUCAAUCUAACACUCUUGAACUUCUGCGACGGUUUGGUGUUGAGCAAAGCAAUAACCUAUACGGCUAUCGCAACGACGAAUUAUGCGCAGAAGUCUUGGCUACGGCGCGACAAGAGAUCGAGAGCAUGCCCGACAGACUAAUUCUUGAUUUCCUCGUUCAAUAUUUCUUUCGAGAGGUCAAUUGGAUGUAUCAGCUCGUGCACGCCCCCACUUUCUUAACGCAAUAUGAGGCCUGGUGGAAACAAGCAUCAGUCACUCGAGUCCUUGACGUUGAAUUCGCGGUUCUGGUUCUUGAAAUCGGGGCAUACGUCACUCAAUUCCUUCCCUCCCCUUCCUACAUGGCUGAUGUGAUUCGGGGUGUUCCAUUGGCUGAUAUUAGGCUACAUUGCACGGGAUCAGCCCACGUGCUUGGAACCAUAUGUUCCCAGGCCGAUGUUGCUGGUUCUAUAAUACGUGUACAGCACCUGUGCUUGGCUGCGCUGAGAGGACAGUGUGAGGGGAAUAUGAAGGCAUCUUGGCAAAAGACAGCCUCCGCUGUUGGGGUAGCACACAUGAUAGGCAUUCAUAGGGAGCUACCAAACUCUGUCUCUGGAGAAAAAGUUGAUUUUGAGACGGAGAUGCGACGUCGACUUUUCUGCAAUCUUUAUAUCAUUGACUUUCAUUUUGCCGCUUGCCUCGACCGACCUCCAACUUUAUCAGACAGGUUCUGCACAACAGCCCCGCCGAAAAUGCAUGUAGCUCUAGAUGUUGACAAUGAUGGCGCGCCAGCCGCAUUUAUGGAACGAGUCUUGCAAUUCAAACUAGCCCAAUUUUGGAACCGGCAGACGUCUAUGUCGGGACCCCAAGAUUCUUAUGAGCCUGGCACAGCCGAAAGCCGUUAUGAGAGAUUUUGUACAGAGUUUCUACCUCAAGUACCGGCACCGUUCGCUCUUAUCCCCAAUGAAAAAUGGGAUCAGGUUAUUCCCAAAAUUGACCAACAGCGACAAUUAUUACACAUAGCCAUCUACAGUUCCAUCUGUAACAACUUCAGAUCUCUUCUUUUCUUGAAGUCUGCACAUAUCCGUAUCUUUCCUGAGUACCAGCAGGGCAUUAUCCACCAGCAAAAGAAAUCUUUGACUCGCGCAGCACUGGGCACAUUAGACGCUGUGAAGAGGCUUCACCAGCUGCUAGGCGCAACCCAGACACGUCUGUUUCCUAUCGUGUUCCACACAUUCGAGGCGGCUGUUCUCCUUUGGGCUCUCACACACCUCAGUGGAACCGGUCGAGAUGCUGAUGCUAGGUCUAGGCACGAAAGAUCGGACAUUGAUAGCCCGGAAUAUUCGUCUUUCUCCCGUCCUAUCGAUCCACUGGAGUUAAGUCAAACAAACAUCAGUCAUUCUAGGUGCGUAGAGGCAAUCAAAGAGGCACAUGAACGUCUUGAGGCCUUAGCUGUUUCCAACAUUGUUGCAGCGGCUGGUGCAAGAACCCUAGCAAAGCUCUUGGAGCAGGACAAUGGGACAGCGAGGCUCAGGAGUGAGCCAGCAAGCGUCCACACAUCACCCUCGAACUCAACUAUAUUCGAUGCUAAGGUCCUUGAGCAGGUUUUCGACCUUCCCCUUCCUAGUCCUGCGCUGAUGAAUGAGGAUAUCAUCUGGUCUCCCAAUAUGACAACCUCUGAUAUCAACAUGAAUUGAGCCCUAUAUGCUACUGGCGGGUGGGCACAUGGCCUAUAGGGUUCAAAGAAGCUAGGUACAAUUUAGAGACUUUACAGACUACGCGGCGCACUGAGUUUCAUA